Molecule: messenger RNA, 3653 nt
Organism: Hyla sarda
Lineage: Eukaryota; Metazoa; Chordata; Amphibia; Anura; Hylidae
Gene: PPARA
Product: peroxisome proliferator activated receptor alpha
Exons: 9
Coding region: 538-1962 (474 amino acids)
Biological process (GO): positive regulation of transcription by RNA polymerase II; cell differentiation; negative regulation of transcription by RNA polymerase II
Cellular component (GO): nucleus
Molecular function (GO): zinc ion binding; RNA polymerase II cis-regulatory region sequence-specific DNA binding; nuclear receptor activity
Source: RefSeq, a predicted model, not a curated record
UCUCUAUCAUGUCCUGUCAUGUGACCGUGACGUCAGCAGAGUGCUGUAGUUACUGGUUGCCAUGUCGCUGUCACCGCCUCCUCCUGGGGCGGCCAAUGGCGGUGCCCGGCCGGGGAGGUGUGUGAGGGGGACAGGACUUGUCCUCCUCCUCCCUCGGGCGUCACAUCCGGUCCUGUCAUAGGACAGAACAAACAAGGACGAGCCGGGGAGCCCGGGACCCCAGAGACAGGGCAGGACACCUGUACCCCAAGACCUGUAACUGGUGGAGACAGCGCCACCUGCUGCCCGGGGGACCCCGAUAUCCGAAGGGUGCAGACAGAAAAUAAAAGCAUGCGCGCCACCUCUCCAACAUUCCUGUUUCCUCGACUCCCAUAAAGACUACGCGCAUGCGCGCCGCCUCACCAUUCAUUCUCACUAAGAAGCGAUCCUUCGGGGGGAAAUAAUGUCUUCACCGCAAAUAAGACGUCCGUGACGCCUCCAGAGUCUGCGUGGUCAGCGGAAUAUUAGGAUGUGUAAUGAUCACAGACUCAGCCUGCAAUGUCCGCCAUCAUGGUAGACACCGAUGGAGAUUUCUGCUCCCUAACCCCCUUGGAGGACGAUGACCUCGGGAGCCCGCUGUCUGGGGAGUUCCUCCAGGACAUCGGAGAGAUCCAGGACGUCUCCCAGAGCAUCGGAGAAAAUGGAUCGGCCUCGUUCGGCCCAGCCGAGUACAUGUACCUGGGCAACAGUCCUGGAUCGAACGGAUCGGUCAGCACAGACUUAACAGACACCCUGUCACCAGCAUCCAGUCCGUCCUCCAUCAACUUCCCCGCACCGGCUGGCGGCACAGAAGAUCAGUCUAACAAACAGCUGAGCCUGGAGUGUCGGGUGUGCGGGGACAAGGCGUCCGGUUUCCACUAUGGAGUCCACGCGUGUGAAGGUUGCAAGGGUUUUUUCAGAAGAACAAUACGCCUAAAGUUGGUGUACGACAGAUGUGAACGACUUUGUAAAAUCCAGAAGAAGAAUCGGAACAAGUGCCAAUAUUGCCGGUUCGAAAAGUGCCUUAGUGUAGGAAUGUCUCAUAAUGCAAUUCGCUUUGGAAGAAUGCCGCGUUCCGAGAAAGCCAAACUCACCGCCGAGGUUCUCACGUGCGAACAAGACCUAAAGGACUCUCAAAUGGCCGACCUCCUGUCUCUGGCGAAACUCAUCUACGAGGCCUAUCAGAAAAACUUUAAUAUGAACAAAGUGAAAGCUAGAGCCAUCCUCACCGGCAAAGGCAGCAGCUCACCUUUUGUUAUACACGACAUGGAAACCUUGUGUAUGGCCGAAAAGACAUUAGUAGCCAAGCUUGUGGCCAACGGUAUACAGAACAAGGAGGCGGAGGUGCGCAUCUUCCACUGCUGCCAGUGCACGUCGGUGGAGACCGUGACUGAACUUACCGAAUUUGCCAAAUCCAUACCAGGAUUUACCGAACUGGACCUGAACGACCAGGUCACCUUGUUAAAAUACGGAGUCUACGAAGCCAUGUUUGCCAUGUUGGCUUCUGUCAUGAACAAAGACGGGAUGUUGGUGGCUUACGGGAACGGUUUUAUCACCAGGGAGUUCUUGAAGAGCCUACGGAAGCCGAUCGGCGACAUGAUGGAACCUAAAUUUGAGUUUGCCAUGAAGUUCAAUUCUCUGGAACUGGACGAUAGUGAUAUAGCUCUCUUUGUUGCUGCCCUCAUUUGCUGUGGAGACCGCCCAGGACUGGUAAAUGUACCAAGUAUAGAGAAAAUGCAGGAAAACAUUGUGCACGUCCUAAAGCUUCACCUGCAGUCGAACCACCCUGACGACAACUUCCUCUUCCCCAAGCUCCUACAGAAAAUGGCCGACCUAAGGCAGCUCGUGACGGAGCACGCCCUGCUGGUCCAAACCAUUAAAAAGACUGAAACAGACGCUGCACUACAUCCGUUACUGCAGGAGAUCUACAAGGACAUGUACUGAGGCCCGGCGGCCAUGUUUUCUGGGUGUAUUCUUCCAGUUUCAAUGGGAGCAAGGCUGUAUACAGUAUACAGAGAUAUUCCCGGACACCCCAAAAAAACAAGUUUAUUUUCAAGCUUCCGUGCCUUCAACAAAUGUUUACGCCAAAGAGCGUAACACUACACCGUUCCGUCAUCAGUCUUCCUUGUUAUAUUAGUUACAAAAUGAAGAAGCGGUUUAAUAAUUUUUUUUUUUUUUUUCUGCAUUCAAUUAUUUUUGUGAGCAGAGAAACAUUGGUCAAAAAUUUCUGGAUAAUCCAGCAAUACUUUACGUAUCUCAGGUUAGGACAGACAUGAAAUCCUCUAUAGACACGGUACCAUAUCACAGCCAGGAGCAAGAUAAAGAUAAAGGAGGUACAUGGUAAAUGACAUAAAUAAAAUUUCGGAAAUUUUUGAAUCUUCCAAUACUCACUCGACUGACUAAUAGUGAAUCUAUUAUUGGUACUCACUGCCAUCCCUUUAUAUGUCACUCGCAUCACCUGACAACUUGGAUUGGACCAUUUCUGAUUUUACCAAUUGGGCAUCUAUGGCCAGAAUGUUGCUAUGGGAGAAGGUGGCACCUGAAUGCCAUGAACGACCCCGGAUUACCCCAGGCGCUCCCAUUUUGAGAUUUUUCCAGUUUCCUAACCCAAGAAAAAAAAUCUAUAUUAUUUACAAUUUAUUGUAGAUGCCGAAUACAGGAUAUUUUAUGGAAUAUAUUUGUAUGGUACUUUUUGAUGUUUUUGAAAUCCUCAAAUUAAGAAAAAAAAAAAUAUUGAAAUUAUACACUACAAAACCGACACGACGCUAACCAUGUGGUAUACUGGGUACUGGACGUUGUUGAUAAAAAAUUUUUUGGGGGAAUUUAUUUAUAAAUUCCAUUUUUUUCUUAAUUUUAAUUUUGUUCCAUUUUGACUUUUUUUUUUUUUUUUUUUUUUUACAUAUUGGUGAAAUUAUCUAGAAUUUUAAAUUCAAGUUUUAUUAACGGGCUGAUUUAACAUCUGUUGGUUACUUAGGCAUUUUAACGCUUACACAAUAAUUACCGGAAUUUUUCUAUAAAGGAACGCUGACUUUUUUUUUUUUUUUCUUAAUCGUGAAUAAUAAUGAUUAUAUUGUCAGAGUGUAAGAAUAUUUCAUGAAAAUGCACUGUUCAGAAUUUUUAGUUAUUACAUUUUUUUUUUUUCUUCCUCUCAGGGAUAUUUGGAGUUGCUUCCUUUAUAUAAGUUAACAAGCACUUUUCUUGUUUUUAUUUUUUAUUACAUAAAGCAACAAUAUAAUUUACGUUUCACGUCCAUAGAUUCUAAGUAAAGUUUACUAAACCAUAUGAACUGCUACAUGCUUGUGUCUUUUAGUUCUUCCCAAUUAGAUUCCUAGAUAUAAAAAAAAAUAUAUAAUUAUUUAGUAACAUUUUUAGGUAUGGGGGGGGGGGGGGCGUACUGUUUGUCAUUGAGGAGAUCUAGCUGUGUGUGAACCAUGGGAAAGAAAAUAUGCAAAUUAAUUCUCCUACAGAAGGAAAGCUUUCUCUCUAGUGACACCUAGGGGCAUCUACCAUGUAAGUCAGUGUCCGAUCCAUAAACAAGACUAGGGAUAUAGACAGUUGUCAGGGUUCCUGUCCCUUGUCUGUACAGAGUCAGGGUAAAGAAGAUUUAGGCCCUAUUUACAUUAUAGUUGAGCGAA